Messenger RNA from Babjeviella inositovora NRRL Y-12698, 1655 nucleotides. RefSeq lists its product as uncharacterized. The transcript has 2 exons. The record is from RefSeq and is a predicted model, not a curated record. Bases 287 to 1441 code for a protein of 384 amino acids. Gene Ontology annotation, cellular component: preribosome, large subunit precursor; nucleolus. Gene Ontology annotation, molecular function: protein binding. Lineage: Eukaryota; Fungi; Ascomycota; Pichiomycetes; Serinales. Gene Ontology annotation, biological process: ribosomal large subunit biogenesis.
UUCGCGCGAACUCUAAUCAGAGAUGCGCCCAUUCUGAUCAUGCGUACGGCACCACUUAUUGGCUCCUCGUCUCCAAAUUUCCCCACCAAACAAAACACUUACGUCAACAUUUCACUUGAACUUAUAAGCUUCAACGCCCCAUUUCAUCCUAUACGCUUCCAUAUAAUUCUUCCAUCUACCCCUUCCAUUUUUCUGGGUCAUCAUUAUCUGUGCAUCUGCUGCCCGCACCCCCCCGUUACCAUGAACAUUCUCGUUUCCACCCCGAGCAAAGGAGGCUUAAGUAGUAAUGCACAAGCUCAGGCCGGAAUCCCAGGCACGCUUUUCCCGUCGAGCCACGCCGUUUAACGCCACUUCCAGUUUACACCCCACCAACUCUACUGGCGCUUCUCCCAUCGCCCAUGUCGUUAACUUUACCCGCAAAGGCCGGCAAUACGUGGCCAUUUCCUACCACGACGCGAUCCUCCAGCUCUACUGCCGCUCUCCCUCGCUCGGGUCGCCUAAUCCUCGCUUUGAGCUUAUCAAGCAGUGGCCAGCACACGUCGAUGGAAGAAAUGACUGCAUCAUAGGCCUCGUUUACUCGCUGGGGCUCCUCUACACCUGUUCGUCUAGAGGCAAUGUGGUUGUGCGCAACUUGGACGAUGAUGACUGCAAUUUCAGCCAAAUCUCCGUGGUUAUGGCCAGUGGGGUGCUCCAAAACGUCAUUGGCCGUGAGGGGAAGGGGUUGGUGCUGGUUUUCCGUGUCUGUCCCACCAACCCCAAGUUGAUAGCAGUGGCAGGACAGCGGUUAGGGGUUACGCUAGUAGAGUUGUCGCUCUCCCUACCAGUUGACUCGUAUCCUCGUGAAAGAGUGGUUUGGCGGAGCAAAGCUGAGAGGGAUAUCUGGAUUGGCGAUGUGGGGUUUCUCGGCAACCAGGGAGAGGGUCACAAGCUCGUAGCAAGCACCCGCUUCGGCAGAGUGAUGUUAUACCACACGGCAAAAUCCGAGUCGCCCAUCGCGGACCUACAGGUGUCCCACCAUCCCAUUCUAGCGAUAAAGCUUCUUCCAGGCAUACUCCUCUACCAGGACUCCUAUGACUUACUCGGCCUCAUAGACUUGGAGUCCUUUAGCGUGACAGACGAGUUCCACAUUCCUCUCCAGGGUUCGCUAUCAUGUCUUGAAGUGGUAGACGCCCAAGGGCCCACGGUGCUUGUCUCCACUCUCGAUAGGCGACUCAAGUUGGUGAGGUUGGGCCAAGCAGGGAGAUUCGAAGUGCUUGACUCGGUUUGUUUCAACGCCCAGGUGCGACAGGUGAGCGUGUUUCCGUAUCAGACGUCUGGCCGGCAACCGGAGGGUACUAAAAGAGGUUUGGCGAAAGAAAGCUGGAGCGAGCCGCUUGUCAAAGGUGAGAAGGAAACGGUCGAUGAGGGCGUUUCUGACGUCAAACGGGCGAGACUAGUGUAAUGCCUUUUUCACUGUACAGAUUUCACGUGCUGUCAUGUUGACCGUACGAAGUGCUGUCUGCUAUAUACACAGUCAUGAUAAUGAAAUUUGGGGAAUGUAAGGUAUCAAAUAGACCAGAGUCAGGACUGCGAUUGUAGUGGGUUCUCUAGAACGGUCCCUUUAACUACGUUGAGUCUGAUUAGCCGAGAAACGACCCGUAAGCUUUUAGGAUGGU